Molecule: messenger RNA, 717 nt
Organism: Gryllus bimaculatus (two-spotted cricket)
Lineage: Eukaryota; Metazoa; Arthropoda; Insecta; Orthoptera; Gryllidae
Source: the annotation of a GenBank genome assembly
AUGUCUUUGUGCGAAAAAAGUGUUUGUGAGUAUCCACCCCUCCACCCAAAUACACCUCCCCCUCCCCCUUCACCUAAUUCACUCGAGCCUCCUCCCUUUCCCCAAAGAAUAAGUGCCAGUUCGGACAUCGUGCACCAGUCGGUGUACGAGCUGGUGCACAGCGAGGACCGCGAGGAGCUUCAGCGGCAGCUCAUGUGGAACUCGUUCCUGGCGCCCGAGGGGGCGGGGCUGGCGCUGCAGGACGUGCUUCGGCCCGACCACGCGCACCUGCUCGAGCGCUCCUUCACCGUGCGCUUCCGCUGCCUGCUCGACAACACCUCCGGCUUCCUGCGGCUGGACAUCCGCGGCCGCGUGAAGGUGCUGCACGGGCAGAACCGCAAGACGGAGGAGCCGCCGCUGGCGCUGUUCGCCAUCUGCACGCCGUUCGGGCCGCCGUCGCUGCUCGAGAUCCCGCAGAAGGAGGUCAUGUUCAAGAGCAAGCACAAGCUGGACCUGGCGCUGGUGUCGAUGGACCAGCGCGGGAAGCUGCUCCUGGGCUACUCGGACGCCGAGCUGGCCAACCUGGGCGGCUACGACCUCACAGGCGCGUCGGGGAUGAUCGCGUACCGCUUCCAGACGAAGGAGGGCGGCUGGCAGUGGCUGCAGACGUCGUCGCGGCUCGUCUACAAGAACUCCAAGCCCGACUUCGUCAUCAGCACGCAUCGGCCGCUCAUGUGA